This is a messenger RNA of Amphiprion ocellaris (clown anemonefish), 8473 nucleotides long. Its product is annotated as homeodomain-interacting protein kinase 3-like. Gene Ontology annotation, biological process: peptidyl-serine phosphorylation; peptidyl-threonine phosphorylation. The coding region runs from base 391 to 4401 and encodes 1336 amino acids. The record is from RefSeq and is a predicted model, not a curated record. Gene Ontology annotation, cellular component: PML body; nucleus; cytoplasm. The transcript is spliced from 18 exons. Gene Ontology annotation, molecular function: ATP binding; protein serine/threonine kinase activity; protein tyrosine kinase activity. NCBI's taxonomy places the organism in Eukaryota, Metazoa, Chordata, Actinopteri, Pomacentridae.
AAGCAACAAGCUACCGAGCAGCAGUAGCAGCAGCAGCUAGCAGCAGCGGCUAACCGUCCGGGGGGACGAGGCAUUUUAACAUGCAAAAGUUUACAAACACCGAUUCCUCGCCUUGACCGGAGACCGAAUCGACGCUUGGCGACACCUGACUCGGCUGCAGAAGCCAUGGGUCCCGGCUGGCUUCAUUAAAACCUACUUAUUCGCGUUAUUCGGAGCUUCAAAUGUGCGAAAAGUCGCUCGGUGUGUCCUCGUCGUUGAACAAGAUGGCAGCAGCAGCAGCAGCGGCGGCGGCGACGGCACCGGAGCAGGGUUUCACCGUGGAGCGGGUCCUCGUCGCUAGCCGGUUCUCUGACGCUCUGGGUGGAACUAUUUACUGGUCUUACUGAAGGUAUGGCCUCACAAGUCUUGGUCUACCCAUCACACCUGCACUCAGCUCAGAAAAGUGCCUUAGGAACCAGCAGCAGCGGUACCAGCAGACUCACGGGUGAAGCCCACCGCAGCAACAGCACCAGCAGAGCCUUUCAGCAACGACCGCCGCCCAAGACCUAUGUGAUCGGCGUCAACUACGGUAUCGCCUACCCCAACAACAUCAUCCCAUCCUCAGCCGACCCGGGAAGACUCACAGAGAGGGAGGAGAGCUGGACGGGCCCGGGAGAAGCCGGCGUCCAGGACCAGCUUGGCCAGAGCCGAGGCCCACAGGAGGUGAGGCUUCGUAGGGACAGUGGUGGAACUCCAGCAGGAGGAGGUCUGGACUGCGGGCUGCUGAGGAGGGCCUGCAUACGAGCCGAGGAGGAAGAGAGGGGAAGGAGGCGGACCAGAGGAGGGUACGUUGGCCUUCUGGACGCCGGCUCCACCCAGAGAUGUGAGCAGAAGACGGGCGACGGUGGAGAACGAGCGCAGGAGAACAGCCGUGUGGGAACCAUGCAGAUAGUGGAGGAGGCAUCUGCUCUGCCUUCGCUUCCUCCACCUGUGGCCAUGUUGCAAACCAGCGCCGGGAACAAUGCAGACCCUGUGAGGGCGGGAGGCGGAGGGACGCUUCCCGCUCAGAGCAACAGGGUCGAGGCGGACGGGACCGAGAUCAGGCGCAGUGGCGAGGCGACGGCGGCCGGAGCCACGGUGACGAGAACCGGAUCGGUGGACGGAGACUAUCAGCUGGUGCAGCACGAGGUCCUCUGCUCACUGAAGAACAGCUACGAGGUUCUGGAGUUCCUGGGCCGCGGCACCUUCGGACAGGUGGUGAAGUGCUGGAAGAGGGGCACGAACGAGGUGGUGGCGGUGAAAAUACUGAAGAACCACCCGUCCUACGCACGUCAGGGGCAGAUCGAGGUGGAGAUUCUGGCCCGGUUGAGCAGCGAGAACGCCGAGGAGCACAACGUGGUUCGAGCUCUGGAGUGUUUCCAGCACCGCAGCCACACCUGCCUGGUGUUCGAGAUGCUGGAGCAGAACCUCUACGACUUCCUGAAGCAGAACAAGUUCAGCCCUCUGCCGCUCAAAAUCAUCAGGCCCAUUCUGCUGCAGGUGGCGACGGCUCUAAAGAAGCUCAAGUCUCUGGGUCUGAUCCACGCCGACCUGAAGCCGGAGAACAUCAUGCUGGUGGAUCCCUCCAGGCAGCCCUACAGAGUCAAAGUCAUCGACUUCGGCUCGGCCAGCCAUGUCUCCAAGGCCGUCUGCUCCACGUACCUGCAGUCCCGAUACUACAGGGCUCCGGAGAUUAUUUUGGGCCUGCCAUUUUGCGAGGCCAUCGACAUGUGGUCGCUGGGCUGUGUGAUAGCCGAGCUCUUCUUGGGCUGGCCUCUUUACCCCGGAGCGCUGGAGUACGACCAGAUCCGGUACAUCUCUCAGACUCAGGGCUUGCCGGCCGAACAGCUGCUCAACAAGGGGACCAAGACCUCUCGGUUCUUCUCCAAAGAAUCCGACUCUCCGUACGCCUCCUGGAGACUAAAAACGACAGAAGAGCACGAGAAGGAGACGGGACUUAAAUCCAAAGAGGCCAGAAAGUACAUCUUCAGCUGUCUGGAUGACAUAGCACACGUGAACUUGAUGUUGACUCCUGAUAACAGCGACAUGCAGGCAGAGAAAGCAGACAGACGAGAGUUUGUGUCUCUGCUGAAAAGCAUGCUGCUGAUCGAUGCCGAGAACAGAACUAUUCCCUCCAGCGUCCUCAACCACCCCUUCCUCACCAUGACCCACCUGCUGGAUUAUCCCCACAGCAACCACGUGCAGUCAUCUUUCCGCAUCAUGGACAUGUGCCACACUCGGCCCAGCAAUGCAGUUUUUGACGCUCUGAACCAGAACACCAUUCACUUCUCCAGGCCUCCCGUGGCCCCCGCCGCCUCCUCGGGGCUCCCUCUGGCCUACAGCAGCAUACCGGUCCACACCCAGGCUUUAACCCAGUCGGCCCCCUCAGUGUUGCAUCCUGGGAUAGCGCUAACAACAGGAAACGGUCAGUUUGGCUGCAGCGAUUCGUUUCCACCAGCCCUUCUCCUCUGUCCUCCUGCCAUGCAAGGUAACCUUAAUCAACCAGCAGGGUAUCCGGUUCCCAUGGUAACUCAGGCCCCUCCCAUACAGCCCCUACCGGUGAGGCCAGGUGUGAUCGCUCAGCAGGCCUGGUCCAGUCGGGGGCAGCAGCUCCUCGUCCCGGCAGCCUGGCAGCCGAUGACUCCCGUGGGUCCUCCUCCAUCCCACCCGCCUCCCCCACCUCCAUCCUCCCUCAGCAGUGACACGGCGUCCGGCCCACAGAGGAUCAGCGACUGGGGGAAAGUGCGUUCCCACAGCAGCCAUUACAAUGCAGUGAUGCAGCAGCCCCUCCUGACCAAUCAGAUGCCAGCCCUGUCUGCUCAUCAGCCAAUCAACAUCGGCAUAGCUCAUGUUGUGUGGCCUCAGCCGGCCAAUAAGAGGAACCGACACGGUCACAACAGGAACCUGUCCCACACCAGCAACGUCCACAUAUCAGCCUGCCGGACGCCUAAACUGGCCGACGUCGUUGGCCAGGCGGUGGUGGGACGGGAGGAGCCUCGGAGGACGGCGCCUCCUCUGGUGGAAACCAGGCAGCCGGAGGUCCAGAACACGGACGAGGAGGAAGACGACGGCGAGGAGGAGGUGAGCUGCUUCAAAGACGUGGUUCCCAGUGGGAGUCUGUCCAGGCAGCAGCAGAGAGACGUGGCAGUCCUGAUGGGCGACACGCCGAGUCCAGCUGCCAGCGUCAUCAGCAUCAGGAGUGACCUGACCGACGCCGAGGACGAGAGGGAAGAUGAAGACCCUCAGAGGUGCCGUCUGACCGAGUGUAAGGAGGAGUGUGAGUGUGAGGCCUGCAGAAACACCAGCAUGUCCAUGGAGAGGGUUUGUUCCCUCAGCAGCCCCGACAGCAGCCUCAGCACCAGUUCAUUCGCCUCCAACUCGCUGCAGUCCAGCCCUUCAGUCUCACCCUGCAAGAGACCCAACAGCAUGUCUGAGGACGACGGCCAUGAAAGCGGCUGCGACACGGUGGAAGGUUCCCCCACGUCCGACACGUCCACGUCCCCGCGUGGCAACAGCUCCUACCGUUACCUCGACAACGGCAACCACAACAACCGGCCGCCGCUGGCCGCCAUGGUGGCGCCGCUGCCUUCGCCCAGCCUGCAGGGCCGGAGCCACGGCGGCAUCAGGACCAUGGUGGUUCCUCCCAUGAGGGUGCAGAACAACAACACUCAGGACAGCGAGGAGCGAGUCCAGAGAACCGCCUCAGAGUCCUGGUCCCGGUCCAAAGGGCGCUGCAGCCUCGUUGGUCAGCAGAACACUCCCUCCUCCGUCCCCCUCCUCCCAUCCGGCCCUCACCUGUCCAGGCAGCAGAAGGUGACGGCGGGGCAGCAGCAGCAUCCUCUGGGCUUUGGACAGGUGCAGCCGUACAUUUCCAACCACAUUUCCAACAAAGAGUGGAACGGCAACUAUGGUCCUCUUCGUCCUCACGCCUUCAUCCCCCCCACGGUCCACACCUUCAGCCACCUGCCCCACAGCAGCCCCACCCACAGCCAGGCCGCCCCCCACACCCUGCUCUCCUACCCCCCCAGCGGGCCCCUCGCCUCCGCCCACCACCCCCACCCCAUCCUGCCCUCCCGCCCGCCGCCUCCCCCCCUCCUCCAGCACGGCUACGGUCUGUCCCACCCCCAGGGCGGCGCCAUAGUCCACCAGGUGACGCUGGGCCUCGGCGCUCCUCCCCCGCCUCACCCCCACCACCCUCACAGGCUCCUCCCCUCGCCCACCAUCCACCCCCACCACCAGCCCGGCUACGCCCACCACCCGCACCAGUUCAAGCCCCCGUUCCCUCCGCCGCCUCACCCCUACAUGGCCUCCCCCGCCGCCUACACCGGCUUCCCUCUGAGCCCCACCAAGCUCGGCCACCACCCCCAGUUCUCCUACAUCUGAGGCGGCAGCAGCAGCUCCUCCUGGUGGGGAAGUGGACGGGUGGCGGGACGUGGUCUGGACGAGCUGCCAGCAGAGGACAAAACGGACUCCUGUGACGACGAGGACGAGGAAGAAAGACGGCGUGUCGAGAAAGAUGUUUCGAGGACGGAUAAAUAAACGGUCGCACCACGAUGAGACUUUCCUGAAGCAUGCGUCGCGUUACCUCCUUUUUUUGGUUGUUGUUGUUUUUCUCGGAGGCUGGAGAUCUUUGCCCCCCUUCCCUUUAUCUUCGUUGCCUUGUAGCUCGGAUCUGUCGCUUUGAAGCCAUCCCAGUCUGUUCCAGCGCACCAUUUCACCGUCUAUGUUUCAGGCAGACUUUUCUAUUUUGUUGUUGUGUUUUUUUGGUUUUUUUUGCUCCUGCCGCCUCCUAGUGCCUUAAAAAAAAACCUCCUUCAGGAACUUUAUAGAUUGUAAAUUUAAAAAAACGGGGCUUGCAGCACUUAAAACCUUCGGGCUCAGCGGAUGAUCAUGAAUAUGAGGCUUAAUUAUGGAUUUACUUUUAGCUAGAGGCUGCACAUAUAUAGGGCUUUGACUGAAUGAGCUUUUUAUGUAGAUAUAUAAAAGAAAAAAAACAGUGAUUUGAUAUUUUGAUAAUCAAUUUCUAUUCACUAUAGUACUUAAUUCAUAACAGUAUUGUCACUGUUUACUGUAACUGCAAUACAAUCUAGAUAGACUCUGGGUUGCUGUGUUUUUAUUAUUAUUAUUAUUUUGCAUUUAGGCAUUAAUUAGACUUUGGGAGUGGCUUAAUUAGAGGUAAUUCUUUUUGUGUUUUUAAAGCUUCUCAGUGUUUGAAUAACCUAUCAACUUACAGUAUCAUUGCUGGGCUUUUGAGUAUUAGAGCUGUAAUUGUUUUGGUUUUUUUUGUCCAUGUAUUGAAGCCUGUUGUCAGUUUUGAUACAUUCCUUCAGGGUUUGGAUGCAUAGCCUUGAUUUUUAUUUCUAAUUCUGGUGUUAUUUUUGUUUUAUUUUACUCCAAUCAGCACCAAAGACUGUUUGUUAAUCAUUUCUCAAAGCAUCGGUCGAUGAUAUUUCUCCCCUUUAGAAACAAAAAAAACACGAGGUUUUAUUUUUCUGAGCUUUGUUUGGCAUAAACACACAAAAAACAUGUAUUUGGAAUGUAUAGAUAAUAAUAAGCUGCUAUGUACCGAUUAUCUGCCACUUCGUAGCUGUGAAUCUAGAGGAUUAAUCUCAUCCUAGCCUGCGUUCUCUCUUUUUGUGUCGUAGUUUGCGACGAGUAGAUCUGACAGAAGUGGGUUUUAUUUUGAUCCUGGAGUAUAUUGAUGCUAUUCCUAUAUGCUAGUGCCUCUGUAUAUUGGCUUUGUUGUUUAUUUGAAGUGAUUGUAAACUGCUGUAAUGGAAGUUUUCCUCUUUUUUUUAAUUAUUAUUAUUAUUUUGUUGCUUAUUUUCGUGUUUUUUCUUUUGUGCGUGGUUAUUUAGCAUCAGUAUUUCAAACGUAGGCUGGGUUCGCUCUUUAAAUUGCUGUUUUUUGGUUUUCCGUUAUUGGACUGUAUUUUGUCUGCGACUCUUCGUACUGUACAACUUAGUGCCUUCUUUCAAACAAGUGGCUGAAGGAUGAUUUGUAGACGAGCUUCUAAACAAAACAAAAAAAGAGAAGAACCCCAAAGUUAGUUGUUUGUUUGUUUGGAGUCUGUAAACAAUCUUUUUUCUUCUAACAGAAUCCUAAGAAAGUACAAGUCAGGGAAGGUUUUCUCAGCAGGAACGCCGUGCAGCACUCGAUAAAGCUAAACAUAGGGCCUGAUUUUACACAAAUGCAAAGCUUUAUUGUCACUCGGUGAAUGUAUUUGUGCAUCUGGAGACACCUCACAGCGUUUUCUCAUGUUUCUGUAUGCAGCUAUUAGCACAGGCAGACACAGUGUUGGGUCAGAAAUGCUUUACAUCCAGCCGUCAACGUUCAGCUCCAAAGUCGUCCCACCUUAAUCUACUUACCGUAUUACGUUAUAAUGGUUUAUUUUGCUGUCGCUUGGGUGUAUUUUGUGUAAUUAUGCUAGUGUGUUGGUGGCUUUGGAACGAGAGGACGCACCGUUUGACCUCGGAUUUAGAGGAGAUGGUUUUAAUUGUAACCCUGUGGUGUGCAGCCUCUCCAUGUGUCUGUUUGUUUGUUUCUGUCGGCUCAGAACAGACGAUGAGACGAAGGAAAAGGAUCCGUUCUGUCGCCUCCAUGCAGCUUUAUGGCACACAGUCCAGACGGGUGAACUACGAAGCCAGAUUAGCCAGUUAGACAGGUAUGUUGAGCCUUAAAGUCAGAGUUUUUAGUGUUGUAAAGCUGCUAAACCACCAUUUUAACUGAUGCUGCACAGCUAACCUUCUCUAGAGGAAGUUUAGGACUUAAAUCAGCUUGAAGAAGCUCCACAAUUCAUAUCUGCAAUUAUAUUGAGUGACUGUAUGCAGAAAAUGCAUAAAUUUGCUGCCAGGUUCAUUUUGUAGCUUUAUUUCACCUUGAUUUGGCCAAAAACUAAAGUGAUUUCAACUUCUGUUUCAUUUUGCAACAGUUUCAGGCUGAAAAUGUAUAAAAUAUUUCUUGUUUUUCAGCUCUAAUGUGCAGCUGUCAGUUAGAAAUGAACCUAAAACAGAGUUUUUACUGUCACAAAGAUGCUAAAUCACUAUUAAAACUGAUUCCACACUGCUAACCUGCUCUAGAGGAGUUCCAGUUUAGAGUUUUGGAUUUAAAUUGACUUUAAGAAGCUCCAUAAUUCCCUGCUAAAGUUAUAUCUGCAACUAUGUUGAGUGACUGUAUGCAGAAAAUGCUUAAAAAAGGUGUUUAUCAAAGAGAAUAUUCAAUUAAAACCAUUAAUUUCACUUUUAUUUGGCCAAAAAUGAACUAACUUCAAUAUUCCCUUCAUUUGGGGACAAUUUCUGGCUAAAUAUGUUGAGUUUAAUGUUAAAAUAUUUAAAGUUUAACAACUCAGAAAUAAGACACAUGAUUAAAUUAGUAACAUUUCUGCUUUUUCCUGUAACAAAUGUUUUAAUUUCCAUUAUAAUUAUCUAUUAUAACAACCUGCUCCUAUUGGCUAAAGUAGCCGGCACACGAUUGCUGUCAAAAUUAGUGCAAAAUGAAAGGAAAUUAGUUGAAAAUUAAAUAAAAAUUGUCCUUAAUUGCUUGAAAAUGAUCCAAAAUGUAAUUGAAAUUGUCUAAAAUUUCUUUUAAAAAAAAAAGUUGUCCAAAACGAUGCACAAAUUGUUCAAAAUUACACAGAAAUUGUCCAAAAAUACUCAAAAAAAAAUGUAGAAAUGGCAGAAAAACUCCAAAAGCAUCCUUUUAGUGUGAACGUGCUCAGAGUGUAAUGAAGAAAACUUGGUUAGAAUGAAAGAAUGCCAUCAACAUUUUUUGAUUUGUUCAGGUUUUAUUAAUCCAGCUAACUCUAGAAAAGCCUGACUUUGUUAAACUUGCUUCACAUUUCAUCCCUCUGGAGCUGAAACCAGCACAUGGAGCAUCAAAAAGCAGGUCUGAGGACUCAUAUUUCUAAAAAUAUGAUUAAAAACAUGAAUUUUCUGCGUUAUUUCGCCUCUGACUGCUAUAAAAACCACCAAAUCACGGAUCUCAGCGUCUCAUUCGUGUCCUGAGCUGAAAUAUAAAAACAAAUGACUCCUAAGACUUGGACUAAUUAUUAUUAUUCUCAUCAUCAUCGGGUUGUUGUAUUUAGACACGUAGAAAAUGGCUAAAUUUGAACGUGUUACUGUUCUGUGUAGAUUUGUGUGGCUUUCUGAUUUCAUUUUGUUGAUUCUUUUUUAAAUGCUACACUAGUCGGACAUGUAGCGACUGCACUGUGCAAUAUAACGACAAUAUACGAGGACUGGGAAGAUGAUCUGGGGUUCGUAACGAUGUGUGUCCCCCCUACUUUUAGUUCUCAGUCAGUUUCUAUGUGACCGAGCCUCGUGUACUUCGUCACAAAAAGCGGGUUUCCUCCUCGGUGACUCUUAUUGGUGAGUGUCAAAUUAUGAAUCGAUGGUUGUAACUAUGUCAAGAUUCACUUUGAAUUAAAAAAAACAACAAAAAAUAUCUCUUGCUUCAAGAA